AUGGAAAACUCCACGUCGCAGUAUCUAACAAGCAUGGAUCACGCCCUCUGCAUAACAUUUUGGGUGAUCGCUGUUGUUUCCUUUGCAUUAAACUUAUUGUUUGCCAUUGUAAUUGCGAGGAAACCUUCCAUGCUAAAAAGGCCUCAUAAUAUUCUACUGUUUAGUUUGGCCAUUACUGAUAUGCUAACUGGUGAGUUUAUGGCAAUUCUCUUGUGUUUUGUGGUUAUGGUUCUCUAAACAAUCUCCAUUGCAACAUUUACCUCAGUUUUUUUUAAAUUACUCUUUGUUAUCACUUUAGUUUUGGAUUUACGGCUGUAAGCCCACAAUCAAAGUACUUAAAUAUAUUUUGACUAGAAGAUAAUGCGCUGUUUUUCUCCUUCAGGAGUCUUUCUCUUAGCUACUCCCGGAUAUGCCAUUCCCACGUCUGAAUACCCAGUCCCUCUUGGAUUACGCGGUGAGAUUUUUUGCCGUUUGCUCGCCAACAGAUAUAUCCUGUUUGCAUUGGGAAAAGUUUCCAUCCUUCUCGUGGCCUGUCUCGCCAUUGAACGAUGGUACUGCGUGUUAAGACCAUUCAAAUACAGGCAUCAUUUUAAAAGAAGGCGUACCAUUCUGUAUGUUGCCAUCACGUUUAUGAUCACGUGUAUUCUGUCCAUGAAUAAGUUGUUCGAAACGAGCUUACAUGGUAGCAAGUGUGUCACUGAUAAAGCUCCAUACGGUAUUGACGGUACUCGAGUGUUUGUCAUCGCUUACAGUUUUGUGGCAUUUUAUUUUCCCUGUUUGGUAACAUGGCUCACAUUUGCCCAUAUCAUGCGUAAUCUUCCAUCAUCUCCUGGGGAAAGUGCCGAGAGUGUCAACAAACGAAGGCGACAGAGAUUGUUACUGCGCAUGUGCGCUGUAACUGCAGCAGCCUUGACAGUGUGCGGCUUUCCUUCGCAGACCAAUUACAUUCUAAGCUCUUUUGGUAUUACAGAAGUUAAAAGCCCUUUGCAUAAGAUGUUCAAUGUUCUGGUGUUUUUUAAUUCCUGCAUGAAUCCCAUGAUAUACUGCCUUACUAACAAAGAUUACAGAAAAGAGUUCAAAAGACUUCUUGGAUGCCACCGAGGUAACGAAAUAUCUCCAGAAACGGACCACGGCACCACUCUCCACUUGGAGCAAGCAGAAAAAGAUAAAGAGAUAACGUCCUAG
Molecule: messenger RNA, 1185 nt
Organism: Pocillopora meandrina
Lineage: Eukaryota; Metazoa; Cnidaria; Anthozoa; Scleractinia; Pocilloporidae
Source: the annotation of a GenBank genome assembly